GGAAAAAGUUACUGCAAGUUUCAUUUCCCCGUUAAUAUCUUCAUUCUUCACCCUCAUUGUUGGUAGCUCAACACAACAAACAACCCUGAACCCACCUCACUUUGCAUCAUCUCACGAACCCAGAAGCAUACAAUCACUCUUUAACACUCAUAAUCCACUUUAUUCUCUUUGAUUUUUUGUAGCUAAAUUUCAUUCUUCUUACCUAUUGAAUUGUUUGAGUCCUUCUUCAGUCUCCUUGUUUCAAAUGCUGGGUUGUUCAUGUUAAUUGGUUAAGAAAAACUCCAUUUUUAAUGGGCAUAAUUUAUUGAUGGAGGUUAAGAUUUCUACAACCCCAUCUUUUGGAUUUUCGUUUUCUCAUACAUUCAGAUUUGCACUAAUUUUGUUCCAGAUUGUUUUCCUUUUGGCAUUGUUCCUAUUUGCUAAUGCACAUGCGGUAGAUUAUCGACCACUGCAGCAAGGGGAAGAAAGGGAAAGUACAAUUAUUAAUUCACAUUCUUGUAUACAUGAUCAAAUCAUUGCACAGCGUAGACGACCUGGUCGUCAGGUUUAUUCCGUUACCCCUCAAUUGUAUGAAGAGUCUGGAGCCACAGAGUCUCUCCAUCGCAAGGGGCGUGCUUUGCUUGGUCUCUCGGAAUCUGUGCAGCAACCUGAAGAUGGGAGAUUGCCAAUUAGAAUAUUUUUAAAUUAUGAUGCUGUUGGUCAUUCUCCUGAUAGAGAUUGCAGAAAUGUUGGGGACAUAGUAAAGCUUGGGGAGCCUCCUGUGACAUCUUCCAUGGGAACACCUUCUUGUAACCCUCAUCUUGAUCCACCGAUAUUUGGGGAUUGCUGGUAUAAUUGUACGUUGGAUGAUAUAUCUGGAGAGGACAAAAAGCAUCGCCUCCAUAAGGCUCUGGCACAGACUGUAGAUUGGUUCCAGACAGCGUUAGCUGUUGAGCCUGUUAGAGGGAAGUUGCGGCUAAGUGGAUAUUCUGCAUGUGGACAAGACGGAGGUGUGCAACUACCUAGGGAUUAUGUAGAAGAGGGUAUUGCUGAUGCCGAUCUAGUUCUUUUAAUAACUACAAGACCAACAACUGGUAACACACUAGCAUGGGCAGUGGCGUGUGAGCGAGAUCAGUGGGGCCGUGCUAUUGCAGGCCAUGUAAAUGUUGCUCCACGCCAUUUGACUGCAGAAGCCGAAACAUUGCUUUCUGCAACUCUUAUACAUGAGGUCAUGCAUGUUCUUGGUUUUGAUCCACAUGCUUUUGCACAUUUCCGUGAUGAGCGCAAAAGAAGACGUGCGCAGGUUAUAAAACAAAGCAUGGAUGAAAAAUUGGGUCGUAUGGUCACACGUGUGGUGCUCCCUCGUGUUAUCAUGCAUGCUCGUUAUCAUUAUGGGGCAUUUUCUGAGAAUUUUACUGGUUUAGAGCUGGAAGACGGUGGCGGAAGGGGCACAUCAGGCUCACACUGGGAGAAGAGACUUUUGAUGAAUGAGAUCAUGACGGGGUCUGUGGACACGAGGUCUGUUGUUUCAACAAUGACCCUUGCUUUAUUGGAGGAUAGUGGAUGGUAUAAGGCCAACUAUAGCAUGGCAGAACGCCUUGAAUGGGGACGCAGCCAGGGAACAGAGUUUGUUACCUUGCCAUGCAAUCAAUGGAAGGGUGCUUAUCAUUGCAACAAUACCCAAUUGUCAGGCUGUACGUACAACAGGGAGGCAGAGGGAUACUGUCCCAUUAUAAGUUAUAAUGGCGACCUUCCUCAGUGGGCCCAGUAUUUCCCACAGGCUAACAAAGGCGGGCAAUCUUCAUUGGCUGAUUAUUGCACAUACUUUGUAGCUUAUUCUGAUGGGUCAUGUACGGACAUCAACAGUGCAAGAGCACCUGACAGAAUGCUGGGAGAAGUGCGAGGAAGCUACUCCAGAUGCAUGGCGUCAUCACUUGUUCGAACUGGGUUUGUACGUGGUUCUACAACUCAAGGAAAUGGAUGUUACCAGCACCGAUGCAUAAACAACACAUUGGAGGUUGCUGUAGAUGGCGUGUGGAAAGCAUGCCCUGCAUCGGGUGGCCAUAUUCAGUUUCCUGGUUUCAAUGGUGAACUGGUUUGCCCUGCUUAUCAUGAACUUUGCAGCACGUCCUCACUUUCAUUCACAGGUCAAUGUCCUAAUUCUUGCAAUUUCAAUGGAGAUUGUGUGAAUGGGAGAUGCCAUUGUUUUUCCGGGUUCCAUGGUCUUGAUUGCAAUAAACGUCACUGUCCUACUAACUGUAACAAACAUGGAAAGUGCCUUGAAAGCGGGGUCUGCGAAUGUCAGAAUGGGUACACAGGCAUUGACUGUUCCACAGCUGUCUGUGAUGAGCAAUGCAGCCUUCAUGGAGGAGUAUGUGACAAUGGAAUUUGCGAGUUUCGUUGUUCUGAUUAUGCUGGCUACACAUGCCAAAACAGUUCGUUGUUGAUGUCAAGUCUCUCAGUCUGUAAAAAUGUCAUUCAAAAUGAUUUCUCAGGGCAACAUUGUGCCCCUAGUGAACCAAGUAUAUUACAACAACUUGAAGAGGUGGUUGUUAUGCCCAAUUAUCAUCGCCUCUUCCCCGGUGGUGCAAGGAAGUUCUUCAACAUUUUUGGAAGCAGUUACUGUGAUGAUGCUGCUAAACGGCUAGCUUGCUGGAUUUCGAUUCAGAAGUGCGACAACGACGGUGACAACAGGCUACGAGUCUGCUAUUCAGCAUGCCAGUCAUACAACCUAGCAUGUGGGGCGUCUCUGGAUUGUUCCGACCAAACACUCUUCAGCAACAAAGAAGAAAAUGAGGAUCAAUGUACCGGUGCUAGUGAGAUAAGUUCGUCAUGGUUUAGUCGUUUUAAAGGAGGCAUACACCAUUCCGAUAGUUCCUUGAAUGAAGAAUCUGUAAAAUAUAGGCAGAAGCAGUAGUUUUGUUCCCCCCCUCCCCCUUUUUGUCUCUCACAGCUUGUAAUUUUUCUAGGCGGUUAAUCGUAGGCGAAAAGCAGGCGCAAUCUGCCUGAUUUAGGCAUAGAAUUCAUAGGUUUUUACCCAAUCUAAAUGUCAUUUAGAAACGAUGAUUGGGUACAAAGUUUUAUGUUGUUAGACUUACCGGAAUGGAAGUCGCAAUUGUAGAGAUAUCAGUGUAUCAGGAACGUACGAAAAACGAACAUGAAAAUUCAAAUUCUCAUGGGUAUGGCCGAAGGCCAUUCAUGAGAGAAGUUAGUGUUGAUUUAUAUUUCAAGUUUAUUGCUUCAUGUA
This is a messenger RNA of Amaranthus tricolor (Joseph's coat), 3226 nucleotides long. RefSeq lists its product as uncharacterized. Gene Ontology annotation, biological process: cell adhesion; proteolysis. The transcript is spliced from 17 exons. Bases 308 to 2896 code for a protein of 862 amino acids. Lineage: Eukaryota; Viridiplantae; Streptophyta; Magnoliopsida; Caryophyllales; Amaranthaceae. Gene Ontology annotation, cellular component: cytoplasm; membrane. The record is from RefSeq and is a predicted model, not a curated record. Gene Ontology annotation, molecular function: metalloendopeptidase activity.